AUGUCAACAAUAAUGAUGAGCAGUAGUGGUAGUGAUCACCUACACAUCAACAGCUCACUAGUAGUAUCACCAACAGCCACCACGAGUAGCAGCAAUAAGCGUCGAUGUAGUGAUACAGCAUUACCAGGCGAGCAUGAUCAACGACGUAGGCAACGGCUACCAACCACAGAGCUAAUCGUCACAGCACCAUCACCCUCGCCUGGAGAAAAUAGCAGCGAUGGAGAAGUACAAAAGAAGGAGCGAAGAAAUGUAUACUCUUGGUCAUCGACAUCAUCAGGAUUCUCUAUGUCCACGCUAAGUACAGUGGCAACACCCAUAACAACCAUUAGCCAUGCUGGCAUGUUUCCCAUGACAACCGAUCAACCUUUACCUGUGGACUUGGAUUAUGAUGACGAAGACGACCAUCACAACCACCAUCAUGAUAACGACAACAACAAUAAUAAGGAUGAGGAAGAAGAAGAUGAGCAACAAAUCCACCAACGACAAUGGCGACGACGAGUAAGCCGAGCUCUUUGCCGAUCGGCUUCAAAAGGAAACGUUGUCAAUGUCCAACAAAUUCUUACCGAUAUUCGAUUGCGCCCCUUUCUUGAUGUCGAUGCCCCCGAUGAUGAACAGGAUGGCAUCACCCCGUUAAUUUAUGCUGCCUGUUUUGGUAAAGCGGAAGUUGUUCAAGUAUUGUUGGAUGCAGGUGCUGAUAGUAACGUGCAAGAUAAACGGGGAUGGACUGCAUUGAUGUGGGCGGCAAGCAAUAAUCACAGCAACGUUGUACAAAUGCUUUUGGCACAUGGAGCAUCGUCAUCAACACAAUCCGCAUGCGGACGUACCGUGGUCGAUUACAUUGAUACCCAAAAUGAGCAGAUGAAAACCAUCUUUUCACCUAACCACACAACACAUCAUGAAUCAGCAUGCAGCAGCGUACUCAAAAUACCAUCUUCACCAAAGGCUCAAUCAACAACAAGCGAACAACAGCAAAAAGAGCACCCUCCUAAUAAAGCAUCAUCGGAUCCAGAGGAUACGUUAGCAUCAUCCGACGAUGGCGAUAAUGAUGACGACCUUGAACAAUGUGAAGCAAGCCUACAAUCCAUCCAUCAAUUUCAAUGGGAUAAAUGCUUGCCUGAUCAAAUGUUUGUAUUCAGCGAAGAAGAUACAGAGCAUAUACUUGAAACGGCCAUUACACGACUUCGAUUACCCAUGGAAACACAACAUGAGAUAUGGGUCCCCGCCAACAUUAUCUUUCUCAGUGCACGAUUUGCCCACUAUUACUCUAGCAGGGAUCUGCUACACCGCUUGCUGCAUACAGCUGUUGAAAAGAUAGAACAUGUGCUCAAGCAAAAUCGACGUGAUAUUCAUACGCUUGCAUUUUGGAUGACCAAUUUAUCACAGCUUCUUUAUUACCUUAAAAAGGAUACGGGUCUUGUCGUUGCCACGGCUGAGUACCAGUUGACGAUAUCCGAAUUGAUUUGUGAGACCUAUAAUUUGCUUGUGUUGGAUUCGGAGCAACGCAUCGAUCAAAUCCUUGAACCUGCCAUGCUGGAUCACGAGCCAUUAGAAUGCCUUACCGAAAACGUCCAUUUUUCAGAUGACUGGCAACGAUUUUUCAGACGUGGCCGAUCCAUCCAUCGUCGUUCCGUUAUUGAAGCAGCUGCAUCACCACCACCUCAAACACCUUCAUGUACAAUGUCGCCCCAAACCAUCAUUUCUUUGCUAUCCAGCAUCCUCUACGUGCUGCAAUCCUACGAAGUCCAUCCAGCUAUUAUCAUCCAGGCUACUGCACAAUUCCUUCAUUUCCUCUCAUGUGAGCUUUUCAAUCGUAUUCUCGGCAACAAGAAAUACUUGUGUCGAUCCAAGGCAUUACAAAUCCGCAUGAAUUUAACGGCCUUGGAAGAAUGGAUGCGUGAUGAUGAAAAACGACAGCUGCCCUUGAGCCACUUGACAUCCUCCUUUGAACCCUUGGUACAGCUAUUGCAAUUGCUGCAAUGCAUUUCACAGCUAAACGAGCUCACCGUAUUCACCAACACCAUCCAAACGUUUGAAUUGCUUAAUCCAUUACAAAUCAAACGCUGUGUUGUGCAUUAUCGUUACGAGGUAUCUGAAACGCGAUUAUCGGAUCAAGUGGAAAAGUAUGCAAUCCAGAUGGCCAAUGAUAGCAUUCGACGACGACCUUCUACUACAUGUGAACCAAAGAAAAAUAACAGCACAACCACCACAACAACAACAACCUUGUCAAUAACAACCACGGCAGAGUCUGCUGAUAUCAAAUCGCGUCAUAGCCAAGAUGACUAUCCAAUGUCACCCCUCUCACCAUCCAUGCCAGGAGAAAGUAUUGACGACUGCUCACAAGAAUGGAUCAAAGAAAAACGGGAUUCACGUUACAUGCUACCCUUUUACCUUCCGAACAAUCGAGGAUGGAGUAAAAAGAAUCCAGCAUUAUCAUCAUGUUGUUGGGAUGAUCAAGCAUCUCCCGCCCAAGAAAACCAGAGCUUGGCUGAUGCCAUAUGCCAAAAGUUGCGAGAAGAAAGGAAAAAGAAUGGCAAUGAGAGGGACACAAUUCCAACGAUACCUGAAGAAUGGAUGGAUAGACUCGAUUGUAGAUUGAUAUCAUGA
Molecule: messenger RNA, 2604 nt
Organism: Lichtheimia ornata
Lineage: Eukaryota; Fungi; Mucoromycota; Mucoromycetes; Mucorales; Lichtheimiaceae
Exons: 3
Coding region: 1-2604 (867 amino acids)
Molecular function (GO): GTPase binding
Source: RefSeq, a predicted model, not a curated record